CGCGACCAGCACAAGAUCUUCGGUAAACGAGUCGACCAGCGCACAGUCACACCUGAUUUGACCAGCUUCGCUAGCAUCGGACGCCUAAUAAGCCGCACGAAAUGACAUCUUCCUCCUCAGCCCAAAGUCGUCGUCUGGAUCUCGAGAAGAACUGCGUGAUGGCCUUUCGGCCAGCAUUAUUCCUCUGGUAUCUUUGGAUGCUUCACUUAUCGUGCUUUGCUGAGCCGAAGCUCUGAGCUACCAUGGACAGAUGUCUCCAACUCGACGAGACACUUCUGCAGUCCGAAGAAGCUGGUAUCAAUCAGAGGCCGCUUCAUUUCUCGACCACUACAGUCCAGAGAUAGUGCAGCGUCGCUUCACGAACUUUGACCCUCAUUUCUAUCGACAAAAGACCACUCUCGACAAGAUCGCCCAGAGGUCACGACGACAGCCACGACCAUGGCAGCCUCUGUUCGAUUAUGUGGACAGCCACUGGAAUACGAUUGGACCACUCCUGCCAAUAACCUCGUCAUUCUUGGAAAUCAGUCUAUUGCUUUUCCUCUUCACGUUAUAUUAUACUUUACCAGCGGACCCAAGGACCGGACAGCGGCCACCUCGAAUAGCCGACCUGUACAGCAUAUUCCCCUUCAUCAGCUGCGUCGGCUCACAGAGGUUGCCGGUGUAUCAAGGUCUGACGAUGUGUGUGGUGUUGAUCAACCUUGCAUCGACCUCGAUUGGCUUCUAUCGAGGCCGCGAUGAUCGUAUCGGCUGGCAGAGCCGGAGGACAAACUGGCUGGUCAGUGUGGUCUCGGGAGGGUUAGCAAUAUGGGUGGUCUUUGCAGCUGCCAAUCCUGACACGCACCUCCACCUGACUGUGACGGCUGCGAAAGCAUUGUCCGUCUUCUGCAUUAAGACGAGCAGCUGGAUCACCGAUCAUCUUCAGCGACGUAGUUAUCCUGGCCUUUGGCAGACCGGCGUGGUCAGGUUCCUGGUUUGGUGGAAAGCCAUCACCUUAGUCGUUGCAUUCCCAACCGCGACAAUGAUGGAAGUUGCCAUUUUUGGCUGCUACAGUGCAAGUGUCGAAGAGAUCCAAACACCAGGAGCAAGAUGCUACUGGAUCAUGGCAAUGGGAGCUCCAGCCGAAUGGGUCUAUGCACUGACUACGAUCUCCUGGAAUUUGACCAUCGCAUUCGACAUCUACAUUCUCCCGAUUGUAGGUGAGGUCAAGUCGAAACAAGAUGAAGCCGAGAUGCAGCUGCUAGCGCCAGACUCCUAUAGUCCCCCUCCACAACUGCCUUCUUCAAGCAAAAACGAUGGAAGAGAAUCGGGCGAGCAUUCGAGGGAAAUCGAUGGAUCAAGGCAGCAGAAGAAAGGAUAUGACAGUCUCGAUUCACCUAGUUGGGUUACAAACAGCACUGAUAGCGACGAAGACAGUGAAGUCGAGCAAGACCUGGGGAUGGUCGCAAGGAUAAGAGAUGUUGUCUAACUGGCAAGUAGAGACACAACAGCAUUGACAGAUGUGGUUGAUCGAAUACCUGUACCGAGUAUUGAUGAGACGAGAAACGAGUGUGGACGAGGCUGUGGAAAAUACGUCAUCGUCAGCCGUGUCUUGGCAUUUCUAGCCUCGUCUGAAGGAC
Exophiala xenobiotica is the source of this 1616-nucleotide messenger RNA. RefSeq lists its product as uncharacterized. Lineage: Eukaryota; Fungi; Ascomycota; Eurotiomycetes; Chaetothyriales; Herpotrichiellaceae. The transcript has 2 exons. The record is from RefSeq and is a predicted model, not a curated record. Bases 251 to 1465 code for a protein of 404 amino acids.